Molecule: messenger RNA, 2608 nt
Organism: Labrus bergylta (ballan wrasse)
Lineage: Eukaryota; Metazoa; Chordata; Actinopteri; Labriformes; Labridae
Product: ankyrin repeat and SOCS box protein 13
Biological process (GO): protein ubiquitination; intracellular signal transduction; positive regulation of protein catabolic process
Molecular function (GO): protein binding
Source: RefSeq, a predicted model, not a curated record
AAAAAUAUUAACCUUUUAGGCUUAUACGUUUUUACCCAUAAACUAAUGUUUUUCACGUUGCUGCUGUAGGUCAGCUGACUACAUUACCCAUAAUGCCAUUGUUUACGUGUGGACAGGUCGCUUUCACUUAGCCCUGUGCUCUCCUGCUUCUCCUCAGCGUGAUUCGUGUAAUAAUGCAGCCCUAUCUUACUGUAACCUUUAGCUUCAAAAUGAACCACUUGUUUGUCUGAAUCGUCGUGGUCUACAAAAGGAGCAAACGUUAACAUGAAAUGGAGAUAACCCGUGCCAGGCCGUCCCUGUACGGAGAAAUAGCGCAUGGUCUUGGAUUCUGGACCGACCGGUCUGCAGUGCAUGAGGCUGCUGCACAGGGCCGAGCCCUCCAGCUGCAGCAGUUAAUCGAGGGAGGUGCAGCAGUUAACAUCGUGGCAGUGGACUCCAUCACCCCUCUGCAUGAGGCAUGUAUACAAGGACAGACCCAAUGUGUCAGACUGCUGCUGGAUGCUGGUGCACAGGUGGAUGCUCGUAAUAUCGACGGCAGCACUCCGCUGUGUGAUGCCUGUGCAGCAGGUAGCCUGGAGUGUGUGAAAUUGCUGUUGGAGUAUGGCGCAACAGUGAAUCCUCCACUGUUUACCUUCUCGCCGCUUCAUGAGGCUUGCAUGGGAGGUAAUUCAGAAUGUGUUCAGCUCAUGAUUGAUCAAGGAGCUUUCAUGGAGGCUCAUGACUGUCACUACGGCACACCGCUCCAUGUAGCAUGUGCCAGGCAACAUUAUGACUGCGCCAAAGUUCUCCUCAAUUCAGGGGCAAAUGUGAAUGCUGCCAAGUUCCAUGAGACGGCCCUUCAUCAUGCAGCUAAAAUGAAGAAUGUGGACUUGAUUGAUCUUCUUGUGGAGUUUGGGGGGAAUUUAUACGCCAGGGAUAACCUGGACAAAAAACCAAUCCACUACACCGGCCUGGGGUCUCCCUCUCACCUUUGCCUGGAGUUCUAUGAGAAUACGCCCCUCAGUCUGCAGCAGAUCAGCAGACUGGCUUUGAGAGAGUCCCUCGGAACAAGAGCUCAGCAAGUCGUUUCCAAGCUGGACCUGCCCAACAGCAUCAUACGUUUUCUUUCUUACAUACCACCUCCAGUAAUUGACAUUUAAUUUCAGGAAUUUACGAUGCAGCACUUUGCACAUUUAAAAAAAAAAAGAGUGUCUUCUGGCUCUCUGCUGGAUCCCUUUUCUGCUAAGUCACAACGAGAUUUCCAAUUUGGUAGACGUGCUGCACAGAUGGCACCACCAAACCAGUAGCGUAAAGAGAAAAUGUCAAAAUUGAAAUGAUAACACAGUUAUCCAUCGCAAGAGCACAAUCUGUUUAGGAACCGCAAGAUAACCAGCAUAUGAAAACAUCUGCUUUUAUUUUAUUGUUCUAUUUAACCUUUGUUUUACCAGGAACAUUUUCACUAUGAAAAAACAAAAUCAGCAGCAUGAAAAGUUUCACAUGCAGAACAAACAACAGAGCGUUAACAAGGAGAAUUACCAUUGGACUAUAAAUUAACAGCAGUCAGCAGUGAGCCGUGUAUACACUGAUCAAAUGAUCAUGAAUGUUCAGACAGGUUGGGGGUAAUCUUUAAGUAAACGCCUGCCUACACACAGGUUCAGCAGACACAGAGUAACACAAGAAUUCCUAGUGAGUUCUGAUUAUGGACACAAGGAAAUGAAUGACUAUAAGAAAGUUUAGUCCAAUAUUUACCUAUAAUUUUGUCCACAGUCUCUUCAUUUACUUAAACUCUGCUACACACGGGAAAAUCACGCUUUUAUCUUCUUCGUUUUGCUGCAAACCAUUUUACUCGGAACUCAAAAAAACAACCUUGGAGAGGAAAAGUGUAAAGGAAUUUAAUUCAAGUUUUAAAUUCCAAGUCACAAAAUUUCAGCGAGAUCCAUUUGGCCAAUGAGCGCAAAUAUAAACGCACCUGCAUCAUCGGACUAAAGCGUCACACCAUGAACAGAUCAGAAUUAACUUUCCAAGAGUGAUGUCUGGACUUUGAAGUUGCCAUUUUAUUCAGCUUGUCUUUGAUAAAUAGUCUUUGGGAGCAAGCUGUACUAACUUACUCCUCCUGUUUAUUUUAGAACGUACUGCUCUGUCAGAUUGUUUGCUGUUGUGUUGGAAUGAGGUCCUGCAAACAGUACCUUGCUGCUGGAAUCCAUGUUUUCCUGCAUAGAUGUAGUGACAUUCAAAUUGCAAGUGGGAAUAUCAGCUGGGAACUAUCAGCUUUAUCCAACGGAUGCAGAAAUACUACAUGGAGCUGAAUGUACUCGUAUAACUGCCAGCUGUAUCAGAGCCUUUAACUGUUGAUUUUCUGGAGGCAUGAGCUACACUACAGAUCACUUUGAAUCAAUCUGGAGUUUUAAGUCAGUAUUAACAUCUAGAAGCAUGCUUGCUCAUAAUGAAUACGUGUGAAUGUACAAUGUUUGUAACAGUUUGUUGAACCCAAAGGGACCACAAAGUAGUCUGAUUACAAGGACUUCGUAUUUGUAUAUUUUCUGUAACUAUUGAUGUACAUUUGUAAAUAAUACAGAUGGUUCUACCUCUAUGACAUUAGUGUAAAUAAACGGGACUGUUUAAAAAGAUU